AGCUGCUAAACAGUUCCAGCGAAACAUAUUUUUCAAUCACUUUAGCCCUGGAACUGCCCAGAGUUCGCUCCUCGCUUGUUCACGACAAACGCAUAUUUGCGCUGUGGUAAAAUAAUCGCGCGCUGGGCAGUCCCCGCGUAAACCUAGCAUCCUAUAUAAUGAAUCUCUAACCGCAGCGUGUUACAUUUCGUUAAAAUAGAUUUUGGCUCGACCAUGCUUCCUUCUACUUGGAGCCCAUCCGUGCCUGUGGGCCGGUCCCGCCGGAUCGGCAGUCUAUUGCAUUCUCCGAUUAGUGUUGCACCUAGUAGCCACUCCGAAAGAGCGCACCUAACCGAUAAGCUUUACCUACGACGUCACGUUGUACAUGCCGGUGUCAGAACGACAUGCCUGGCGGUCCGAACUGGACAAGGGGGUGCCAGCUCGGCAUAUCGUGCAUCCAACACAACAAUCGUUCUAAGCAGGGGAUACCGCCUUGCAAGACAAUGGGUGUCAGCUUCCAAAGCAAGGGGCAUUACUGGUACCUUGCCAAGCAAGGGAUGUCAGCUGAUUUCCAAACAAGGGUUGUCAGCGUCUCCGAAGGAGGGUGUCAGCUCGGCUAAGGGUGCCAAGGAGCCGCAGGUCCGGCAGGAGCGCAAGAGCAAGCGGCCACCCGCCAUGCACGCCACCACCACUGCGCAGGUGCAACGCAUCUGGUCCGAGUACUUCGCCUCUCCUGCCGACCAGCAACAGCAGCAGCAGCAGGAGGGGGCAGCUGGGGAGCAGCAGCAGCAGGCAGCUGGGGAUCAGCCGCGGCACUACGGGGCGUACGGAGACGCCACAGCUGCGGAGGAGGCAGCAUCUGCUCCCGGCGGCAGUGGUGCUGCGGGAAGCGGCGGCAGCGGGGCCAGCGCGGCGGGUCCCGCCGCUGCUGCUGCCGCCCACGGGUCUGCAGCUAGGACGGUCGCCCGGCCCGCCCGGGUGGAGCUCAAGAGCUGGACGCUGGAGGAGCGCAAGGCGACGGAGGGCGGCCGUACGCUGUACGGGGCGGCGGUGUGCGGCGACGUGCGACUGACCCCUGGGUCGGUCAUUCGCCUCGGCGGCAGCGGCGGAGGCAGCAGCACUGCCAAACGCGGCAAGGAGGUCAGUGACAGCAGCGGUGAUGAGAUGGAGGUUGACGGCGACGGCUCGGGUGCUGGUGCUGCGGAGGAGGGCGCGAAUGCGCCGACGGCUGCUGAGCGGCUGGAGGAAAUGACCCGCGGGUCGUUUGGCAUGGUACAGUGCAUAUUCACCGAGUCGGCCAGCAAGGGGGGCAGCAAGGAGGGCAGCCCGCAGAUACAGAUCCGGGUGAUGCUCCACGGUCGCGACACGGUGCUGGGUGACGUGGCGGGGCCCGAGGAGCUCUUCCUGCUCGACCCAACCGCGCGACCCAUGGUUCCGUCCAGCAGCGGAGGCGGCAAAUGGAGCGGCAGCUGCUCCGCCGCCUCCUCAGCAGCAGCAGCAGGGGUGCCUCCAGCUGCCGCUCGGGGUUUGCUGCGUGUGGUUCCGCUGAGCGGCGGGUCGGUGGCGGAGGUGAUGGAGGUGCGGGCGCUGACCGGCCGUCCCUGCGACCAUGCACGCAGGCUGGAGAACGCCAAGGCCGACCUGGCCCUGCACGCCGCCAACCUGGUCCGGGCCGCCUCCGGUCAGCCUCCCGUGCUGGUGUACCGCAGCGUGUACUGCCCGCUGCAGGGGAUGUUCCGGGAGCUCAGGAGCAGGGAGCUGGCGCUGGGGAGCUACGUGGAGGUUCCCCCGCCCCCUCCGGCUCUGUCGCUGCUCCCCGGCGGCGGCGGCUUCACCAAGGAUGGUGUGACCUACCGAGUGGGGGAGUUCAUGUACGUGAGGGCCGGGGCGGUGGCGGGCGGGGAGGAGGAGAAGGAGAGCAGCAGCGAGGAAGAGGAGGAGGAGGGGGUGGAGGAGGAGGAGGCCGCUGCGGGUAAGAAGACGAAGAAGGCGGGCGCCAAGGCCGGAGCGAAGGGGAAGGCGGCGGCGAAGAAACGUGGAAAGUCGAAGGCAGCGGCGAAGGUGGAGGAGGAGGAGGAUGACGAGGAGGAGGAGGAGAGUGAGGAGGAGGUGGAGGAGGAGGAGGAAAGCGAGGAGGAGGAGGUCAAGGAGGUGAAGAAGAAGGAGCGCAAGGAGAGCUUGAGGCGCCAAACGCACAAGGGUAGCAACGCGGGUCUCCGCGCCUGGCAGGUGGUGCAGCUGCUGGGGCUGGAGGCGGCCGGGGCAGCGGCGGGAGGCAGGGGGAGCGGCGGUGGACAGGUGCCCGUCAAGAUACAGGUCCGCCGCUUCUACCGCCCCGAGGACAUCUCCGCGGACCUCGCCUACCGUUCCGACUACUACGACCUGUAUGCGCCCGCAGCAGCAGCAGGGGCGGCAGCAGCAGCAGCAGGAGCGGCAGGAACAGGGGCUCUGAGCAUUCCAGUGGGGGAGGUGUACGGCAAAUGCCGGGUCAUGGUGGGGCGGCCGCGACCCAAGAACCCCGUGUUGGACACCUUCCUGGUGGUGGGCUCCUACGACCCCACCGACCCGCGGGUCACUGGGCCCCCGCCUGCCACCCUGGACCCGCCGGCAACAGCUGCAGGGCAGCAGCCCAAGCAACAACAGCAAGAGGAAAACAAGGCGGAGGAGGGACCUCUAGAGGAGGAGGAGGAGGUGGAGGAGGAGGGUGGUGCGGAGGCGCUGAUGCUGCCCACAAUGGACAUCUUUGCAGGCUGCGGCGGACUGAGCGAGGGCAUGCACCAGGCUGGUGUCGCUGACAGCAAGUGGGCUAUCGAGUACGACAGCGAGGCGGCGGAGGCCUUCCGCAUCAACAACCCCGCGGCCCGGGUGUUUUGCAACAACUGCAACGUGCUGCUGCAGGCCGCCAUGCUCAAGGCGGGUCUGGGUUCGGACUGCGUGGCGGCCCCCGAGUGCCAGCAGGCGGUGGCGGCGCUGGACGAGGCGACCCGCGCCGACCUGCCGACCCCCGGGUCGGUCGGCUUCCUGAUGGGCGGCCCGCCCUGCCAGGGCUACUCGGGCAUGAACCGCUUCAACCGGGGCAACUGGUCACAGGUGCAGAACAGCAUGGUGAUGGCCUACCUGUCGUACUGCGACUUCUACCGCCCCCGCUACUUCCUGCUGGAGAACGUGCGCAACUUUGUGGCGUACAACGGCGGCCGCGUGUUCCGACUGGUGCUGCGGACCCUGCUGGACCUGGGGUACCAGACCCGCUUCGGCAUCCUCAACGCCGGCAACCAGGGCCUUCCGCAGUCCCGCAAGCGCACCUUCAUCUGGGCGGCCCAGCCGGGGGAGCUGCUGCCGGAGUGGCCCGCAGUACGACACAUCUUCAUGUCCUCCCAGCUGGGGGUGCGCAUGGGCCCUAUGGACGCCAAGUGGGCGGCAGCACAGGCGGGGGCGGGGGGUAGCAGCGGCAGCAAGGGGGGUGCGUCGUUCUACUUUGCGAGUGGGCCGCCGGUGCCGGGCGCACCGCUGCGGGCGGUGACGGUGCGGGAUGCGAUCGGGGACCUGCCGGCCGUGGGAAAUGACGCCAAGGAGGAGGUCCUGCCGUACACCGGAGAGCCCGUGAGCGCCUUCCAGCGGGACAUGCGGGCUGCGGGUGGGCCUGAUGCUGACGAGGUUGUUCGCGACCACAUCGUGAAGCCCAUGAACGAGCUCAACCUGGAGCGAUGCCGCUGCAUCCCCAAGGGCGUGCCGGGGGCCGACUGGCGAGUGCUGCAGCAGAUCGUGGCGGCGGACCCGAGCAGGGAGUUUUACAAGGGCGACCCCGACCAGCCGCUGGUGCCCUGGUGCCUGCCCAACACCGCCGCACGGCACAACGGCUGGAGGGGACUGUACGGCAGGCUCGACCCGGCGGGUCACUUCCCCACCGCCACCACCGACCCCAACCCCAUGGGCAAGGUGGGGCAGGUGCUGCACCCCGACCAGGACCGCAUCGUCAGCGUGCGGGAGUGCGCCAGGAGCCAGGGCUUCCCGGACCACUACCGCUUCUACGGCAAUGUGCACUGCCGCCACCGCCAGGUGGGCAAUGCGGUGCCGCCCCCGCUCGCCCGGGCCCUGGGGCUGCAGCUGCGACGAGCACUCAAGGACAAGCGCGCUCGCGACACCCGGGAGGCCGCGGAGCAGCUGCGGGGGCUGCGCACUCGCCGGCAGCAGCAGUAGCGAGGGGAGGCAGCGGGGAGGGGGGCAAUGGUAGCGGGACUUCGCAGUUGUGGCAGGGUAGGGCAGGUAGCAGCAGAGAAGGUGUCGUAGCAGCAGUAGUACGGGGCCGUAUCGUUUGGUGUGUUCGCAGCUGCAAGAGCAGAUGGGCGAUGGCGGGGAGUCGGUAAGGACUUGAGUGGUCGGGAAGGGCAGGCAGAGCGGCAGGCGGAGGGUGGUUGAAUGAACACGGUAUCAGUGGUAUGGUAUCAGUGGGUUACCGGUACGUAGCAAUAGCAUCACAGAGGAGUAUUAGGGUUGUAGUGUGAUCAGCGAAUGCCGCGGUGACUUAAGCUGGUGGUUUGCUUAUUUGUGGCAGCAGGGGGAUAUGGGCAUUUAGAAUGCCGGCGACAUUCAAAUCUUGCUUCCCCUUACCAACGGGGCGGCAUGUCUGCUAAGUUCAUGGGCAUGGUCGCGAGGGGAUGUGUGUGGGCGUCUGCUCGUCGAGAAAUGUUGCUCAACUGCUUUCCUCCUGUGGGUGGGGGCGAGCCUUGGCUACCUAGAUCGCAUGCUGUCUAUGCCGUGGUAGGUAGUCUGCAAUACCCCGUGGCAGCAGCGCUGAUCAACACUCUAAUAUAAGAACCGUGGAGAUUAUCUUCGCUUCAGCACGAGCCCACUAUCGCUCCCCCACUGUACAGCAGCGCAAC
This is a messenger RNA of Astrephomene gubernaculifera, 4859 nucleotides long. Lineage: Eukaryota; Viridiplantae; Chlorophyta; Chlorophyceae; Chlamydomonadales; Astrephomenaceae. The record is from the annotation of a GenBank genome assembly.